Molecule: messenger RNA, 903 nt
Organism: Ornithorhynchus anatinus (platypus)
Lineage: Eukaryota; Metazoa; Chordata; Mammalia; Monotremata; Ornithorhynchidae
Gene: UTP23
Product: UTP23 small subunit processome component
Exons: 3
Coding region: 55-810 (251 amino acids)
Cellular component (GO): small-subunit processome; nucleolus
Molecular function (GO): small ribosomal subunit rRNA binding
Source: RefSeq, a predicted model, not a curated record
GCGAGGCGAGGCGAGGGAGGCCCGGCCGGAUCCGCCGGCGGCCGGAGGGGCGCCAUGAAGCUGACGCGGCAGAAGCACGCCAAGAAGUACCUGGCCUUCUACCGACACAACUUCGGCUUCCGGGGGCCCUACCGGCUGCUGCUGGACGGCACCUUCUGCCAGGCCGCGCUGCGGGGCCGCAUCCAGCUCCGAGAGCAGCUGCCCCGCUACCUCAUGGACGACACGCAGCUCUGCACCACCAGAUGUGUGUUGAAAGAAUUAGAAUCUUUGGGAAAGGAGUUAUAUGGUGCAAAAUUAAUUGCCCAGAGAUUUCAGGUCCAAAGUUGUUCCCAUUUUAAGAAUCCAGUGGGUGGAUCAGAAUGUCUUUUAUCCAUGAUUGAAGCGGGAAACCCUCAUCAUUAUUUUGUCGCAACUCAGGAUCAGAGCGUGUCCGCCAAAGUGAAGAAGCAGCCCGGCGUCCCCCUCCUGUUCAUCAUUCAGAACACCGUCGUCCUCGACAAGCCGUCUCCCAAUUCGGUUGCCUUCGUGAAGACAACUGCGUCGAACCAGCUGGUCUCGGCGCACCAGAAGCAAAUCAUCGAGCAGCUGAAAGAGGAGCGGGGCCUAGGGAAAGACACCGAACCGAAGAAAAAGAAGCGUAAAAAGGUAGGCGGGCCCAAUCCUCUUAGCUGUUUGAAGAAAAAGAAAAAGGUGCGGGACCCAAGCCAGCCCUCUGCUCCUAAGAAUAAAAAGAAGAGAAACAGGAUCCGUAAUAGAGAAAAGGGGAAGACCCUCGCCGUACAGCCAGCGAAGCAGACGACGGAAGCGUAGUUCACUGACGUGAACGAACUGGACUGGAAUUUUUUAGAGGCUGUGGGACUGUGCUUUACUUUCUGUUGUAAAUAAAUGACAUUUCUUUUUUAA